UACAGCUGGUUAGUAAAUCCCAAAGUUUACGCAGCUUUGGAAGGAAGGAGAGUUGUUAAUAUCAAAAGUGUCUUCUUCAAACGAUUUCUAAUGGCGAUGUUAAGACGCUUAACCACAAGAACAACAACUACCGCAGGUGCCAACCCUCCUAGAACGCUGCAAAAAUUUCAAAAUUGUAUUGCUUUCUUAAUUCCUAGUUGGCACAAUUUAACACAAAAGAAAUCCACUCAAGUAGAUGCAAUUGAUUGUUUCACCAAUGAAUUGGUCUUAAGAAGAUGUAAGAAGUGGGAAGAACUCAAAGAAAAUGUAUGUCAAAGUUUAAAUCAAAAGGAUUCUUCAGUUUCUUGUUCCACGACAAAUUUGCGAGAAAGUAUGCAUAUGAUGUCAAAAGCCAUAAAAACUGAUUUUGAAGCCCUGCGGUCGCCGAAACUAGUUCUUGAUAUACGAUCACUUUCACAAGCACAGCUAGAUAAUUUGCUCAUAUCAACAGUGGAGAUAAAAAACAAGUUAGAUUUUCUUUAUUUAGUACAACAAUGUAUACGAUGGCAAUAUUUGCCUUCUAAUGAGGUAUUGAUCGCUUCUCUCAAAUAUCUAAGCACUCUAUCAGCAGUACAGCAGAUUGAGUCUUUUUUGGAAAUUUGUAAACAACAAAAACACCCUUUGUUAGAAGCGUAUACAGACUUUGCUCCAUUUAAAGCAAUGGCUUUAUGGCGCCAUGGUCGAUCCGAUAUGGCACUAACAACUUUACAUCAAGGCUAUGACAAGGCAUUGCAAGCGUUACACCACCAAGCGUUACAUGGCCACCAUCAAGAACUUCUUCAACAUAUUCAAGGCUAUGACUCCAGUAAUUUAAUGGCAAGUAACGGUAAUGGCAAACGAAUGAUUCGAGCUGCUUUUCGUACAAUUAUUGAGGAAACCUUGAUAAAGAAAAGUGAAGCGGUGUUAGUCUCGUUAAUGGAAAUUGCUCAUGCAAUAUACAGUAAACACAACGAUAUUUUCGUAAUCGCUUGCGUAUGGAAACAAUGUUUCGCCAGUGAGUGGUUCUGCGAUCAGAAAUCUGCUACAGACUUAUUUGAAAGUAAUGUGGACUUGCAGCAACUAGUAGCAAAAAAAUCUGGUUCUUUAGUUACUUCCUUUUUAAGUCACAACAAUUUGGACGCGGUCCAUCGCAUUAUAGAGUUAUUUUUACAGUAUAAAGAACGGGAAGCAUGUUUCAAUUGUCUCAGCUUACUAUUUGGAUAUCAUCAUCAUCAUAAGGACUUGCGAGCUUGUGCAGAAAUUGUAAAAUCGUGCAACGAACUAAGUAUGCCUUUAAACGAAACGCAAAAUGAACAAUUUCUUUAUUUAUUCCUCAAUCAAGAAA
Molecule: messenger RNA, 1363 nt
Organism: Glossina fuscipes
Lineage: Eukaryota; Metazoa; Arthropoda; Insecta; Diptera; Glossinidae
Exons: 3
Source: RefSeq, a predicted model, not a curated record